CCGUCUAUAACCCCCCUUCCCGCCUAACUUUCGCACGCCGUAAACCCCUCUUCGGUGAUUCUGAAUCCUAGUAACUGCCAGCCCAUCUGCGAAACACACUGUUAAUUGGCGAGAGCCGCGGGGCAUAAGUUGCUGGAUUCCACGUUCAACAGCAUAGGACACGGGUUCUCAUCGUCUGUCGAAUAUUCGUUGUUUGCAGAUAACCGCGGACGAUGUCUAGAUUUGUUCGUGCAUCUAAGUAUCGCCAUGUCUUCGGACAGGCAGCCAAGAAAGAACAUGGAUAUGACAAUGUGAAGGUCUCCGGCAGCGCAUGGGAUACGAAUCUUGUCUCUGCCUCUGGGCGAUACAUCAGCGUUAACUGGAAUGCAUCCGGAGGUGGCGCAUUUGCAAUACUUCCCCUCCCCUCCCCUUUUGCAGCUGUCCCAAAUUUCCCGCACAAGCUUCCUGAUGUUAUUCCCCUCGCGCGCAGUCACACCGCCCCCGUCCUCGACACUGAUUGGUCCCCACAUAACGACUCUAUCGUUGCCUCUGGCGGCGAAGAUGGAAAAGUCAUGAUUUGGAAGGUCGAGUCUUCCGCUUUUGAAGACUGGGGCCAGGAUCAUUGGGUACCGGAAGACUUUGACCCUGUCGCCCGGAUCGAUGCAUCACCACGCAAGAUCGGCCAAGUUCUCUUCCAUCCAACCGCGUCUAACGUCCUCGCCAGUGCUUCCAGCGAACACACAGUUAAACUUUGGGAUCUUGCUGAUACUGAUCGCCCACGUUCUGUUCUCACCGGACACAGCGAUACCAUCCAGUGUCUCGCCUUCAAUCCUACCGGCACGCUCAUGGCGACGACCUGUAGAGACAAAAAACUUCGUCUAUUUGAUCCUCGUGUUGGAAGCGAAGCUGUUCGCAUCACUGAGGCACAUGGCGGUAUCAAGGGCGCUCGUGUCGUGUGGAUGGGUGAUCUUGACAAGAUUGCGACUACUGGUUUUAGCAAGAUGAGUGAUCGUCAAGUCUCCAUCUGGGAAGCUGGAGGUCUUGGAAGUGUCAAGACGAUAACUAUCGAUCACGAUGGAAAUAUCCGGUACUACGAAUACGAAAGUGACUCGCUAUUCGCACUAGCAGAACACAAAUCUCCGGAUCCCCAGCGGGGAAUAUGUUUCCUCCCUCGUCGUGCCCUUAACGUGUCGGAUUGCGAGAUUGCCCGUGCGUACAAGGUGUCAGGCUCAUCCGUGGAACCCAUCGCUUUCAUCGUGCCUCGCAAAGCGGACUCAUUCCAAUCCGACAUUUACCAGCUGCAGCCUCCAAGCGAGUUCUUUGCUGGAAAGACCGCUCCAUUAAAGCUCGUUAGUCUCGAGAAUGGUGCCGUGUUCAAUGGUGCACAAUCGACAUUCACGCCCUCGGCGCCUGCUCCUGCACCGACACAUGUGCCCGCACCCACUGCGUUCAGUGCACCUCCGCCUGUCACUAAAGCUGUUACCAUGCCUACACAUGUACCACAGACACCAGUGAGAUCCGAGUCGGCACCAGUGCCUCAACUCGCUUCGCCUAUCUCAGAGUCUCCGGUUAUCCUCACUCCGCCAACGCAAGUUGAUGAUGAAGGCAAGACCACCGUGUUAGAAGCCGAAGUCGAUCGGCUCAAUAGUGAGCUCCGCGCAGCACGAGAAAAGAUUCGCAACAUGGAGUUACAGGUCGAGGGCCUGAAAGCGAAUGCAAGAAAGGCCGCUCAGGCUUUGAUGGAAGCGUGAGGACCAGUUUGUGAGACUCAGGUCGCGGUGGCUGUAAAGUAAAACAGUACCCUGAUGAGACUAGAGGUGCUUUUGGUGUAGAUUGAUGAUCGUGUACAUAGUCAUUAUAUCUUGUAUAACCUGCAUUUCAAUGGACGUUGGAUUCUUUUA
Messenger RNA from Suillus fuscotomentosus, 1880 nucleotides. RefSeq names its product WD40-repeat-containing domain protein. Lineage: Eukaryota; Fungi; Basidiomycota; Agaricomycetes; Boletales; Suillaceae. The record is from RefSeq and is a predicted model, not a curated record. Gene Ontology annotation, molecular function: actin filament binding. The transcript is spliced from 7 exons. Gene Ontology annotation, biological process: actin filament organization. Bases 213 to 1730 code for a protein of 505 amino acids.